Messenger RNA from Phoenix dactylifera (date palm), 1473 nucleotides. Its product is annotated as BTB/POZ domain protein TNFAIP protein. The record is from RefSeq and is a predicted model, not a curated record. NCBI's taxonomy places the organism in Eukaryota, Viridiplantae, Streptophyta, Magnoliopsida, Arecales, Arecaceae.
UCCACCUUGAUACCCCCGGCUCGCCGAACAAAGAUUUUUUUAUUUUUGGGGCGACAACGUUAUCGAUUUCAUUCCAAGCUCUCUGCUUUCCUCAACUCGAAAUCUCGCUCGUUUCUCUUCCCUCCUCUCACCCGCGAUCUAAUUGUCAGGACCCUACUCACAAUUCGCGCAGGAUUACCUCUCUGGCGCUCUCAUGAACUGCCUCCGGGCGCGGGAGGCUUCAACUUCUCUCAGCCAUUCCACCUAACACCUUAAGUGCAAUUCGAGAUUCCUUGGAAUCCAUUAAGAUGAUAGGCAUCUCCACUGCGUCGCGCUGUUCCUACUGCCCUCCCGGAAUAAAGCCCCUUAACGUUUCCUUUUCGACGAGUCUCUCUCUAUCCAAGUCUUGGUCCCUGUCGAUACCACUCUCUACUACAAAGAAGAGGUCCGGCUGCGAGCUCCGCCUCCACCGCCGCUACCCUUGGUGCCGCGCGGCCAAGACCGGCCCGGUGAAGAAGAGAGCAACGAAGAGGAGAGCUCCGGAGAAGCCGGUAACCGACGAUGAUGACGGCCUGGUAGAGGCGGUACCCUCGCCAGGCCAGCCAUCUCCAUUGCCGAAGCCGCCCACAGGCUUCGUGCUGGACCCUCAUGGAAGGGUCCUCACGGCUUCUUUAAAUCGGUUAGCCACCAUUGUUGAUUCUACAAAUAAUUUGCCUUUAGAAUGCGUAAUUAGGAGAGUCUUUCAAAGUUCUCAAGGGGAUGAGUGCAUGCUGCUCUGUCCAGUUGAUACGCCUGUACAGAUCUUGAAGAGCACAAACUUCAAUGGAUGGUCAGCUGUCAAUGAUGAUGAAGUUGAGGCUAUCAUUCCUGCUGCUGCAUAUGCUCUUGCUAAAAUCCAUAUGCAUCUUGUAUUUAGUGGAUUCUGUUACACAGCAAGGGGUAGCUUUUGCUAUUCUGAGGACGACAUACUUGAAUUCCGCACAGAUGAUGGUGAAGAUAUUGAUGGGUUACCUUCUGAAGGUGCAGAGAUUACUUGCUUCCAUUUGGAUGGGACACAAUAUAUGAUCUAUACACCAUCUGAUCCUCUUCUUUUCGUUGCCGUUAAGGACAAAAAUGGUUUAUUGCAAAUUGCUGAUGAUGAUCUCUUGGAUGACCCUGCCAUCAUUGGUGCCAUAGACGAGGAGACAGAAUUCAAUGCGUUGGUGGAGGAGGAGGCUGCUCUUCUUGAAUCUUUGCUGCGAGAAAGAUGACCACAUUCUGCUUACGCUAGAAGAAACUGCUUAACGUACUUGCUUCGAAGAUACCCUCAGUAAAUAAUGAAUAAAGUGUAGUUCAAGUAUGCCUGAUGUUUAAGUGUUGCCUAAUUAUAUACUUCCAUGAAUCUAAGUACAUGUCAUGGGGCAUUUUCAUUUAUUCUCUCUCUAUCUACAUCAUCUGUUGGUGCAAUUUACUGGCUUAUGGCCAAUUAUCAUAUAAAACUGGCAAAUCCUAUGC